AUGCUUCUACUACGCACUUUUGGCCUACGUCCAGGAGAGAGCAGGAGCAACUGGACGAGUAGACGGAGAAGCCCAACGACUGAACAAGCCGACAAUCAUAUGAAUUUCAUCAUCUGGAAUUGUAGAGGAGCCCUUUCCACGGAGUUUAGACGUAACUUUAGGUCUUUACUUGACUAUAAUAGGCCGGCUUUAGUUGUUCUCUUGGAAACACACUGCCAAACUCACCAAAAUGUGAAGGAAAAUUUUAACUUUGAUGGUAUGAUUGAGGUUGCUGCAACACGCCAUUUUGGAGGAAUUGCAAUCUUGUGGUUAUCAAGUGUUCUAGAUGUCGAUCCAGUAGCCACCACUGCACAAGAAAUACACUACCAUGUCCUGGUGAAACCCUUGCCUUUUACAUUUUUAUUCACUAUCAUCUAUGCUAGUAAUGAAUUAGUUAAUAGACAAUCGUUAUGGGAAAAUUUCAUGUCUGUAUAUGAUAAUUAUAAAGGACCUUGGAUUAUUGGAGGAGACUUUAAUGAAAUAACACAUGUUACUGAUAAAUUUGGUGGACUUCCUAUAAAUAACUCACGUUCUCAUAAGUUUUUGGACUGCCUUAAUUACUGCCAAAUGACUGAUUUAGGAUAUAAGGGUAGUCGAUAUACUUGGACUAAUGGAAGACAUAAGAAGCAAGCUUGGAUGGACAACUUGGCACUACUUCCUGUCAUUGAUAAUUUCACAACCACAGUGCAAGAAUGGAAUAAGUCUACCUUUGGUAACAUUUUUAAGCAAAAGAGGAAGAUUCUAGCCAGAUUAAGUGGAAUUCAGUCAUCUAUCCACUAUCCAACUAGCAAUUUCUUACAGAACUUGGAACAUGAAUUAAAGCUGGGUAAUCCAUCAGUUCAAGUUAUCUACAGAGAGCAGAGUAGAAUUGUGUAG
Molecule: messenger RNA, 915 nt
Organism: Nicotiana tabacum (common tobacco)
Lineage: Eukaryota; Viridiplantae; Streptophyta; Magnoliopsida; Solanales; Solanaceae
Molecular function (GO): catalytic activity
Source: RefSeq, a predicted model, not a curated record